AUGGACGUGACAGAGAAGGCAUCUGCGUCAAGCAGCGAUGUAAAUAUCCGCGGCGCAGCUUCGUCCUCAUCUUCUGAAGCCAUGAACGGUUCUUCUCGCACUAAACCUUCACUUCCUACGGGCGAUGCCAGCGGAGUGCCUAAAAGCAAAAGGAGGAGCAAGUAUCGGCAUGUGGCAGCCUACCACUCGAAGUUGCAACACUCAAGCCUAAGCCGAGAGUCCAAUGUUCCGACUAGUUUCCUCGGGUUCCGAAAUUUGAUGGUGAUCGUCCUGGGUACGAUGUUUUCCUCUAGGUAUGGGGUCCUCAUUUGCAUUAGAUGCCAUGACUACCGGAAACAAGAUGUAGUUCUUGGCUCAAUGCUCUUUGUCAUUGUCCCUUGUCAGCUGUUUAUUGCAUACAUUCUUGAGUUGGCUGUAGCAAGACGGGUCAAAGAAACUGUUGGCCGAAAGAAGAAGAAAGACAAAUCAGCUGAGGAAGGCGAGCGUGAACAACGUGAAUUCCGGACGAUUUGGCGGUUCGCCUUAUCUUUUCAUAUCCUCAAUACCUUGCUGAACCUUGCGGUGACGAGCUAUGUCGUUUAUUAUUACAUCCAUCACCCAGGGAUCGGGACGCUCUGCGAAGUUCAUGCGAUUAUUGUAGCGCUCAAAAAUUGGUCAUAUGCAUUCACCAAUCGUGAUCUCCGCGAAGCGAUGCUUAAUCCAUCCGCGGAGUCCGCCCUUCCUGAGAUCUACUCCUCGUGCCCUUAUCCACGGAAUAUUACACUUGGGAAUUUGGUGUAUUUUUGGUUGGCACCUACGCUGGUUUAUCAGCCAGUUUAUCCCCGGUCACCCGAAAUCCGAUGGUCAUUUGUGGGCAAGCGAAUGUUCGAAUUUAUAAGUUUGUCUAUAUUCAUAUGGCUUCUCUCUGCCCAGUACGCUGCUCCUGUGCUGCGAAACUCGAUUGACAAAAUCGCUGUCAUGGACAUUGCUUCCAUUUUUGAGCGAGUGAUGAAGUUAUCUACCAUCUCCCUCAUCAUUUGGCUUGCUGGUUUUUUCGCUCUUUUCCAGUCAUUCUUGAAUGCCCUCGCUGAAGUGUUGCGGUUUGGAGACCGAGAGUUCUAUCUUGACUGGUGGAACAGCUCCAGUCUUGGUAUGUACUGGCGAUCUUGGAACAGGCCUGUCUAUCUCUUCAUGAAGAGGCAUGUGUACUCGCCUCUGAUUGGACGGGGAUAUAGUCCUUUGACGGCAAGCACUGUUGUCUUUCUAGUUUCGGCCCUUCUGCACGAACUGCUUGUGGGAAUCCCUACGCAUAAUAUGAUAGGUGUCGCUCUCGUAGGAAUGUUGUUCCAGCUUCCACUGAUCGCCAUCACCGCCCCAUUAGAAAAGAUGAAAGAUCCUUCGGGGAAGGUAAUUGGGAAUUCAAUAUUUUGGGUUAGCUUUUGCGUCGUUGGACAACCUUUAGGGGCCCUGCUGUAUUUCUUCGCUUGGCAGGCGAAGUGUUCAAUCGGCCCACCCUUUCUCAAAUCAGGCACAGUAGUUAUCAUCCUGGUCAAGUUGUUCUCAGAGUCCCUCAGUAGAGUAUGCCGUCUCUUGAAGUAUGCUAUGAUUGGCUGUCACCUGCGCCUGAAAAGCACGUUAAGGUUCAGUAUUAUGCAUCGUUUCGUGUCUGAGCAAACGGAGGUCGGUUCGUCGGGACUCCGAAUGGGAAAUCAACUUUUCCGAGUUCCUGACGUCAAGAAAUCAGCACUAUUUAUGGUUCUAGAUCCCACCGUACCCCGAAAAACAACCAAAAGAUCAAUCGACCGUCUACCCUUGAUUAAUAUUUAA
Molecule: messenger RNA, 1806 nt
Organism: Aspergillus pseudotamarii
Lineage: Eukaryota; Fungi; Ascomycota; Eurotiomycetes; Eurotiales; Aspergillaceae
Product: putative diacylglycerol O-acyltransferase (DgaT)
Exons: 6
Coding region: 1-1806 (601 amino acids)
Biological process (GO): triglyceride biosynthetic process
Cellular component (GO): endoplasmic reticulum membrane
Molecular function (GO): diacylglycerol O-acyltransferase activity
Source: RefSeq, a predicted model, not a curated record